Cricetulus griseus (Chinese hamster) is the source of this 669-nucleotide messenger RNA. The record is from RefSeq and is a predicted model, not a curated record. Lineage: Eukaryota; Metazoa; Chordata; Mammalia; Rodentia; Cricetidae.
AUGAAGCCCUCCGGCAGUCCGCUUCUCCGCGGGGUUCACCUGAAGGGCAGACCCAGGCCCGAGGCCAGGGCCGCACACCCGGCCCCGAGUGGCCGAAACGCCUCCCCCGCCCUGCCCCACGCGCGCAUACGUGCUCACCGAGAAGGACCCGGCCUUGCUGAGGAACUUCAUGGCUCUAGCGUGUGCCCUUUGCCGCGGUCACCGCCGCUAGUAGCGAAGAAAGAUGGUGUCGGAGGACCAAGUUUCCCGGCGUGCCCUGCGAGCUUGCCCACGCCCCCUUGGCCGGGCGACUCUCUACACAUGCCUUGCUCCACUGCUCCUGGAGGCGGUACCGGUGCAGCUCCUGCAGCAGAGCAAGAUGCCCAAAGGAAAGAAGGCCAGCAGGAAGAAGGUAGCCGCAGCCCCCUCCAUUGUGAAGAGACAGAAGGCCAAAGAGGCAGGCGGCAUGUUAACAGAAGCCUUCCAUACCAGGUGCAUGGAAUCUCUUUCAAGGCAGUGAAGGUGGCAGCAAAAUGGAAGCCCUAGACACCCCCAGUGACCAACUCCCAGAAUUUCAGGUUUCUGUACCAGAGAAGAACUACACACAGUGUUCACUCAUUCCUAAACUGAACAAAUGCAUACUGGAUGUCUACAAUAUACAACACAGGAUACUAGGGUCUGCAGCUAAAA